ACACGGCCAAGCCGGCGCUGGUGCUUGGCUGGCUCCUCGCGGCGGCGCGCACGCAAGGCCGACGCCGGGGCCCCGGAGCCUCCGGGAUCUCAGGGAGCCGCGGAUGCUGCGCGGGGGGCCAUGUGGAGCGCACUGGCGCCCGGCGCUCGCGCUGGCGCUGCUCGGGCUGGCGACGAUUCUGGGCGCGUCCCCGACGUCUGGGCAACGCUGGCCGGUGCCCUACAAGCGCUUCUCUUUCCGUCCGAAGACAGAUCCCUACUGUCAAGCUAAGUAUACUUUCUGUCCUACCGGCUCGCCCAUCCCAGUUAUGAAGGACAAUGACGUCAUCGAGGUCUUACGACUACAAGCCCCGAUUUGGGAAUUUAAAUAUGGAGACCUCCUGGGACACUUUAAACUUAUGCAUGACGCCGUGGGAUUCAGGAGCACACUGACAGGCAAGAACUACACAAUUGAGUGGUAUGAACUUUUCCAGCUGGGCAACUGUACAUUUCCCCACCUCCGGCCUGACAAGAGCGCUCCCUUCUGGUGUAACCAAGGGGCAGCCUGCUUUUUUGAAGGAAUAGAUGAUAAACACUGGAAGGAAAACGGGACACUGUCAGUCGUUGCAACCAUAUCCGGAAACACAUUUAACAAAGUGGCCGAGUGGGUGAAGCAGGACAAUGAAACUGGGAUUUAUUAUGAGACAUGGACGGUCCGAGCCGGCCCAGGACAAGGGGCCCAGACGUGGUUCGAGUCCUACGACUGUUCGAAUUUUGUCUUAAGGACAUAUAAGAAAUUGGCUGAAUUUGGAACAGAAUUCAAGAAGAUAGAAACAAACUAUACGAAAAUAUUUCUUUACAGUGGAGAGCCUAUUUACCUGGGAAAUGAAACAUCUAUUUUUGGGCCCAAAGGAAACAAGACUCUUGCUUUGGCCAUAAAAAAAUUUUAUGGCCCCUUCAGACCGUAUUUGUCAACCAAAGAUUUUCUGAUGAAUUUCUUGAAAAUUUUUGAUACAGUGAUUAUACACAGACAGUUCUACUUGUUUUAUAACUUUGAGUAUUGGUUUCUACCAAUGAAACCCCCCUUUGUCAAAAUAACAUACGAAGAAACCCCGUUACCUACCCGACAUACAACAUUUACCGACUUGUGACAACUUCCACUCUGCUGCUCUCCAGACAGCAGCAUCCAUGUUCUUCCAGGGCUGUGUCUACAGUGGUGUCUUUAUUCACCUUCCCUCCCUGGGGCUCACUGUUGGAAGUGCAGUAUCUGGACAUUUCAAGACUCUUGCAGAGUAGCAGAAACCGUAAUUGUACUGGCCAAAGUGAAUGGGUUGUAAUCGUUAUUUGAGAAUUACUCCAUCUCAGCUAUGGAGAGCCUUUGAUCCCAAGGUAGCAUUUUUCUCGGGCUACUUUUUCUGUUACAGUAGUGCUGUUUCGUAGUUUAAGGGUUUUUUUUUGGGGGGGGGGUCAUCUAAAGAAUUGCUGUUUUUAUAGUUAUUACCGCCUUAGGUUCCAGGUCUAUUUUCUAUUCACAAGGUUUUAAAACCUUGUUUGGACUCUGUUACUGGAAUAGUGCCUCUAGCCAUGGCAAAUACAGAAAAAUUUUUGGCUAGCUGGCUGUUGUGACAGAAGCAAUUUAACAUCUCUAGAUUUAUGUCCUUACCUCUAAAGUGAUUCAUCUACCAGGAGUAUGUAGAUUGGGGGCACCUAUGUAGGCACAGGAAGGCACACGGAGUGCAUAUACGGUGUCCACUGGGACUAAAAGAACACAAACUGCCAUCCUUGAAUUUGCCUGACGUACGUACAGGCCAUCCAUUCCUGGGUAAUUGCUGAGACUUUGAGCUGGCACAGUACACAUUGCUUCUUUAGUACAGGCCAUGGAAGCUUCUGGCUCCAGACAUGGCUAGGUGAAGUGUCCUUCUGACUUCCUGUGCAUGUCCUCUGGUUUCUCUCCCACCAUCAUCAGAGAGAGCACACUUUCCUGGAAAGGACAGAAGUUUGUCAAGGGCCUUUGUUAGCUUGCUAUGUUGCUUUUAGGGGCAUUAGACAGGCUAUCAAGCUCCUGUAUUUUGAUCAGUUGAACUCAUUUUGUUUUCCUAUCUAACACUAGCAUAAUAAUGGAAAAGUCUUUUAAUAUAGAAACAUGCCAGUUAUUAAUUUCCUAAUUUACUAAUAGCUGGCUGCUUCUUGAGACAUCAGUACACUACUGUGUCUUAAGAAGUCUCAUCUACGUAUCUGCUGGCCCAGAUGUCAGGGCUUAGCAAGAUAAAGUGACCUGGAAUUAGGUUCUCACUCAGGAUACACUGGAGGCUUUCCAGCACUCUUCAGAUUGUGGCCUUUAGACCGGUAUCUGUGCACCAAAUGUUACCAGUCUGUGUUAUUGUUCAGUCUAAUAAAAAACAUAAACAAAACAAAAAAAAUAAACUCAAGAAAAAAACCA
This is a messenger RNA of Mus musculus (house mouse), 2418 nucleotides long. It is a transcript of the gene Cln5, whose product is annotated as ceroid-lipofuscinosis, neuronal 5. The transcript is spliced from 4 exons. Gene Ontology annotation, cellular component: Golgi apparatus; endoplasmic reticulum; cytosol. The record is from RefSeq and is marked validated. NCBI's taxonomy places the organism in Eukaryota, Metazoa, Chordata, Mammalia, Rodentia, Muridae. Gene Ontology annotation, molecular function: long-chain fatty acyl-CoA hydrolase activity; palmitoyl-(protein) hydrolase activity; bis(monoacylglycero)phosphate synthase activity. Gene Ontology annotation, biological process: lysosomal lumen acidification; protein maturation; brain development. The coding region runs from base 104 to 1129 and encodes 341 amino acids.